Molecule: messenger RNA, 973 nt
Organism: Panicum hallii
Lineage: Eukaryota; Viridiplantae; Streptophyta; Magnoliopsida; Poales; Poaceae
Product: leucine-rich repeat protein 1-like
Exons: 6
Coding region: 60-719 (219 amino acids)
Molecular function (GO): protein binding
Source: RefSeq, a predicted model, not a curated record
CUCUCUGCCUGGCAACACACAUUGAUCUCCUCACUCCUCACCCCACACCGUCGACCACCAUGGCGGCGCCCAUAGCCACAAGAACCCUGUCCCUGGCGGUGUGCGCCGCCGUCCUCGUGGCGGUUGUCGUGGUGUCCUUGGCACCAGUGGCGGCGGCGAACGAGGAAGGGGACGCGCUGAUGGCCCUGCGCCGUGGCCUCGAGGACCCCGACGGCGUGCUCGCGAGCUGGGACCCGAACCUGGUGAACCCGUGCACCUGGUUCCACGUCGCGUGCAACGACGACAACCGCAUCGACCGCAUAGAGCUUGCUAACAUGAGGUUGUCCGGUCCUCUGCCGGCGGAGCUGGGGAAACUGGAGCAGCUGCAAUACAUGGAGAUGAGCGGGAACAACCUCCAGGGCCCGAUCCCGCCGGAGCUCGGCGACCUGAAGAACCUGAUCAGCAUGGACCUGUACAACAAUGACAUCUCGGGGCACCUGCCCAGCACGCUCGGGAACCUGAAGUCCCUGCGGUUCCUGCGCAUCGACCACAACCGCCUGACGGGACCGAUCCCCAGGGAGCUGUCCAGACUGCCCAACCUCGAAGCUGUGGAUUUCUCCAGCAACGACCUCUGCGGCACCAUCCCGACAUCCGGGCCGUUCGAGAACGUGCCCCUGAGCAGCUUCUCCAACAACCCGCGGCUGAAGCAGGGUCCCGGCGCGUACGACGCCCACUGCUAGACUGGCUUGGCUUGGCUGCCAGCAUGAAUAACAGCAGACCCAGGCACCGAGGCCCGAGCGGUAGGUAGACGAGAUCGUUCGAAUCGAUGACGACGCAUGCGGCUGUGUGCCAGCAUGCCAGGGCAGAAGGGCCUCACUCCUCUCGUUGUAAGGCGCCCCCCUCUGACGGGGCCUCGCUUGUACUCUGCACCUGGCGCCGAUCGCGUGAGAAAAAAAAACAAUUAAUCUGGUCGUGAUGAACUGAUGACGACGCU